UUUACAAUAAUUAUUUCUAGAUAUUAUCUUGCACACAAAAUUAAUUAUGUGAAUCAUGGCUUCAUAUUCAGUAUUUACUGUUUCCAAAUUCUUGACGAUAAUUUUGAUUAUAUCAUUCACAGUUCCAGCUAAUUGUUCAGAAACAAACUUGAAAUCAAACAAACUUCCUCUAAAUAUAAACUCCUGGGACCAAAGUAUCGUAAACACUAGCUCGGGUUUUACGACUACUGAGAAUUCGUUAAAACUAACAGUGAAAAAAUGGCAAGUUGGCAGAGUGAGCCGAAAACAUUACGAGAUUGUCAAUAUGUUGUGGAGGAAAACAAAAAUAUUUAUUAACCCUGAGACUACAACUCCGUCUGAAAAUCGUUUUAGAAGGAACCAUCGUACAUCGACAACUACAACCAAAUAUGAAAAUAUCAAACCACUUACCCACAACUCGCGGCUACCUUCAGCAUCAUCUACGCCAAGCUAUAUUGAAUUCUACUACCUGGAUGAUAACGAUGACCGCAUUAAGCGUAGAGAUUCUUUACUACCUACUUUGACAUCAAAUACGCCACAGCAGAAACCAGUUCGUGAUAAUUUAUUUAUAAGGUCACCUAUCUUGUCCCUUCGUGUUAAUGAUCAUCUUAUAGAUUCCCUUCCUAAAACAAAUUUGGCGAUUGAAAAGGAAAAUCCUGAAACAGCACCUCAGGCAAGAAAGCGACCAAUUAUUAACCAAAAACCAAGCAUAUACGGCUUUUUGUCCAAUAAAUUUAAAAUAGAUCUAGCACCUAUGAUAAUAUCAAAUAACCAUUUGUUUAAUAAUAAACAUGAUAAGAAACAUGUUACUACCGAAAAGUAUUUUAAUAACGAAACUUGUCCUGUUACAACUGAACCUCAGAUACCUGCGAAUUUAACAACACUUUUAAAUAAACUGAACACUCAUAAUAAGACACACGACGAUGUGCUAACUUUUACACCAAAAAAUGAUAGUACUGAAUCUCAGAAAAUAGAAACUACUACUGCUUAUGAUAAAAUAAAGUUUUUUGAAAUGUAUGAUCAAAAUACUGUGUUGCCUAUUAGUAUCAUUAAUAGAGUAAGAAAUAAAGAUGAGUCUGAAAAUAUGGUUAUGGAAAAUGAGAUAAAUGUUAUUCAGAAAGUAAACCUGGAAGACGUUGAUCAUAAUAUAGGAUACCAUGAUGGUACGAAAGUAAAGAAUGUAAAGAAACAUAUUUAUGAAAAUAGUGCACCAAUAACGCAUAACAUGAACUCUAGUAAUUCUGAGCCAAAACUUAAAUUCAAAACUGUGAUGUUUCAUGUUAAUAAAACAGUUACCAAGAAAACUACAGAGGUAGAAAAUCCACUUAGAGAUUUAAAGAAACAUCAAAGUGAUGCAUUACUAUGGAAAAAUUCUAGCAGGAUCGCCAUGUGGUCUGAAUAUCCAUUUGCAGCUGUCUACAUAUUCGAACCUUUACAGAUACACUGUGAUGCAGCUGCCUUAAGUCCACACUGGUUGGUGACCGCUGGAUCCUGUUUAUCUCGUUUCCACCGCAAGGAUCCUCUGACUGAAGGCCGUUCAGCUUUCGUGGCGUAUUGUGGUCAGAACUGGUGGCAACCUGAACGAGUAGCUUAUGUGAAGUACAGCAUCGUACAUCCGAAGUUUCAUCCCAAAGAUACAAGAAGAUUUCUGUACAAUAUCGGCCUCGUUCAAGUCGUCGGCUCAAUGGCUUCAUGCUUCGGUUGGGCGCCAAUUUCGCUGAUGUCCCAUAACUUCGCUGCCGAUGCUGAUGGGUCCCUGGCUACAGCCGUAGGAUGGGGUCUAGACAGAUACGAUGUGAGAUUUACGUCUGUUGAGUUACCUAGAGUGCCACUGUCUGCAUACAACGGUUUUGUAUAUUCCACAACAUGCCCUGGCAGUAAAGGUUUCGGUAAAGUGAAAUUGUACAGCGACGAAAGUGUAGUAGUGAGGAACAACAUGUAUUGUUUAUCGCUGCCCCCUUACUCCGGCGAAGAGAACGAUCCCAUCCAUGGGAGUCUGCUUCUUGUUGGCGGCAAACUGAUCGCUUUGUACUUGCAGAUGAUGGCUAAAAUUGUAACCCAAAUCAAUUGAAGUUAGAAAUAAGCAACAAAAAUCUUUUAGCAUCCAUUACCUUUAUUGGUCCGUGUCAAAAAAUAUUUUUUGCGUGAAGUAAUCCGUAUGUUUUCCAAAUUGAAAGGACUUAUUUUUUCCCGUAACUACUUUACCGAACUACUUUCAUUAGGCAGUAAGAACUUCCGACCCAUAACUACUCACAACAGUUACGCUACUUACCUUGUCAUUUCAUUUCAAAAUACCUCUUUCAUAUUAUGACUCCUCGUGUAAGCGCUUAGUCUAUUUACUUGGCAAAGUAUUUACGGAAAGCGCCGGCUUUCUUUUGUUGCUUCGGAAAUUAAUUGGAUUUUCUAUUGCUCUGCUUGCUUGUGGUGUCAGCUUCUAUCUUUUAUUUAAUUGGUUUUAUCUAACCCUUUGUUUGUUUAGAAAAAUCUGCAAAUGAAACCUAUAUACCUGCAAAGUGACUAUCUCUGUCUUAAACAAUUUUCACGUAGGCGAGAAAGAAAUUCAUGAAUACAUGUAAAAGUUUGACAGUCACCAAAGAAAAUAAUGUGCAUACAUUUGAAAAAAAAACCUUAAUAGUUUGAUUGUCGUGCAAAUCACUCAAUUGCAUACCUUAGUGCAUUACACAAUCGUCUCAGUGACGUUGGCUGAACCCAAAUAAUCUAUUUAUAUCGUGUGUGGUUUUGAGUGCUGCUAAUUAUAUUAC
Ostrinia nubilalis (European corn borer) is the source of this 2780-nucleotide messenger RNA. RefSeq lists its product as uncharacterized. Gene Ontology annotation, molecular function: serine-type endopeptidase activity. Lineage: Eukaryota; Metazoa; Arthropoda; Insecta; Lepidoptera; Crambidae. The record is from RefSeq and is a predicted model, not a curated record. The transcript has 6 exons. Bases 56 to 2089 code for a protein of 677 amino acids. Gene Ontology annotation, biological process: proteolysis.